This is a messenger RNA of Syzygium oleosum, 1860 nucleotides long. Its product is annotated as suppressor of mec-8 and unc-52 protein homolog 1. The record is from RefSeq and is a predicted model, not a curated record. Bases 121 to 1668 code for a protein of 515 amino acids. Gene Ontology annotation, molecular function: protein binding. Lineage: Eukaryota; Viridiplantae; Streptophyta; Magnoliopsida; Myrtales; Myrtaceae. The transcript is spliced from 16 exons. Gene Ontology annotation, cellular component: precatalytic spliceosome. Gene Ontology annotation, biological process: mRNA splicing, via spliceosome.
AGCAGCAAAAACCCUUUUUCCAUGGCGCACCCCAAAUUCUAACUGAUCGAUUCAUCUUCCGUCCUCCCGGCAAAACCCUAACACGCACGCCCUCUCCCUCCCUCUCUCCGAGCCGCGAAAAUGUCGGCGCCCAUGCUGGAAAUCGAAGCCCGCGACGUGGUGAAGAUCGUGCUCCAGUUCUGCAAGGAGAACUCGCUGCACCAGACGUUCCAGACCUUGCAGAGCGAGUGCCAGGUCUCCCUCAACACGGUCGACAGCAUCGAGACGUUCGUCGCCGAUAUCAACAGCGGCAGGUGGGACGCCAUAUUGCCUCAGGUCGCCCAGCUUAAGCUUCCCAGGAAUAAAUUGGAGGAUUUGUAUGAGCAGAUUGUAUUGGAAAUGAUUGAACUUCGUGAGUUGGAUACUGCUCGUGCAAUUUUAAGGCAAACUCAGGCAAUGGGUGUCAUGAAGCAGGAGCAACCUGAAAGAUACUUGCGACUCGAGCAUCUGCUUGUUAGAACAUAUUUUGAUCCCAAUGAGGCUUAUCAAGAUUCAACAAAAGAGAAACGGCGUGCACAAAUUGCCCAAGCUAUUGCAGCAGAAGUUACUGUAGUGCCGCCUUCACGAUUGAUGGCCCUAGUGGGGCAAGCGCUCAAGUGGCAGCAGCACCAAGGGUUACUACCUCCAGGAACCCAAUUUGAUCUAUUUCGAGGAACUGCUGCUAUGAAGCAAGAUGUGGAUGAUAUGUACCCCACAACUCUUUCACACACCAUAAAGUUUGGAACCAAAAGUCAUGCAGAGUGCGCUAGGUUCUCUCCAGAUGGACAGUUUCUUGUUUCUUGCUCUGUUGAUGGAUUCAUCGAGGUCUGGGAUUACAUGAGUGGGAAGCUCAAAAAGGAUCUUCAGUAUCAGGCUGAUGAGACCUUUAUGAUGCAUGAUGAUCCUGUCCUUUGUGUUGAUUUUAGUAGAGACUCAGAGAUGCUUGCUUCUGGGUCACAAGAUGGCAAGAUCAAAGUUUGGCGAAUAAGAACAGGUCAAUGCUUGCGUCGUCUUGAACGUGCACAUUCUCAGGGCGUCACAAGUCUCCUCUUUUCCCGUGAUGGCAGCCAGUUACUCAGUACCUCCUUUGAUGGCACAGCCAGAAUCCAUGGCCUUAAAUCUGGGAAACAGCUGAAAGAGUUUCGAGGCCACUCAUCUUAUGUCAAUGAUGCAAUAUUCAGCAAUGAUGGCAGUCGUGUUAUUACUGCCUCGAGUGAUUGUACUGUGAAGGUCUGGGAUGUUAAGACUUCAGACUGUCUUCACACAUUCAAGCCUCCGCCUCCAUUGAGGGGAGGUGAUGCUUCUGUUAACUCUGUUCAUCUCUUCCCAAAGAAUGUUGAUCACAUCGUUGUUUGCAAUAAAACAUCAUCAAUUUAUAUCAUGACUCUUCAGGGACAGGUGGUGAAGAGUCUUUCGUCUGGUAAAAGAGAGGGUGGAGAUUUUGUGGCAGCCUGCGUAUCACCAAAAGGCGAAUGGAUUUACUGUGUCGGUGAAGACAGGAAUUUGUACUGUUUCAGCCACCAUUCUGGAAAAUUAGAGCAUCUUAUGAAGGUUCAUGAGAAGGAUGUAAUCGGGGUAACACACCAUCCGCAUCGUAAUCUUGUUGCAACAUACAGCGAGGACAGCACGAUGAAGCUAUGGAAGCCUUGACAUAUUAUUUCUCAUGUUGCGACUUCGCAAUUGUAGACUGUUGUAGAUGUAAUUGUUAUUUCAUUUAUUGACAGGUGAAAAGAUUAGGAGUGUAUUUAGUUAAAGAACAAUUAUAAUCUCCUUACUGACCAACAUUUUGUUGACAUGCUUUUCAAUAGAACCCCGAAAUGCAUUGGGUUAACUUUUUCCAAA